AUGCCUCGUCUCUACCAUAGGUCUCAGCUCGCGCUGCAUAUCAAGCGGGCCAUUUGUGCCCAACAUGUGGCAAACCCUCUGCUGCGCCACGUGGACCUCGCGCGUUGGUGUUUCAUGCGUUUUGGUGUGAGACCCGACCGUUCGACCAUUGGUCGCGUUCUCAAAGGCGCCGACCGAUGGCACAUUCCCGAUGACGCCGUGGACGCCAUUCGCGUCCGCGGCGGGGCAUACCCCGAUCUGGAGCGCGCGAUGGCACGCUGGAUUGCCAAUGCAGGCCCCGCUGGCGUCCCGCUCACCCUCGCCACUAUUCGCGACCAUGUUGCCACGAUGGCGCGUGCGAACGGCGCUCCGCCGACUUUCCGUUGCUCCAUCGGCUGGGUCCGCCGUGCGCUGCGCCGCCAGGGAGUACGGUGCAUGAGCGCGGUCGGCGAGGCGGCCGACCAGGAUCUGAACGCCGUGCGAACCACUAAGGAGAAGCUUCCUCGGCUUCUCAUGCAUCUCGGCGUGCGCCCGCGUGAUACAUUCAAUUUUGACGAGACUGCGCUGUACAUCAGCGUGCUUCCUCGCAAAACGUACGGCACGGGCAGGUCGGCUGGGCGGAAAGUUCCAAAGGAUCGCCUCACCGUCGGCUUCUUGGUUAACGCGGAGGGGACGCACGCCUUCCGUCCGCUCGUCAUCUCCAAGGCUAAGCGGCCCCAUGAUUUCAGGCCGGAUUUUGACCCCGAGGAGUAUUGCUACUGGCGCAACACCGCUAAGGGGUGGAUGACCAAAGCCCUCUUCACGCACUUCUUUGAGCAGCUGGACACCGCCAUGUACGCGGAGGGCCACCAGGUCGUCGUGCUGCUCGACAACGCGAGCAGUCACACCCUGACAACCGAGGGCGCAGAAACCGAGGACCUCUUCGGCAUCCGCACGCGGAAGCUCAAUAACAGCACUAUCCAGCGCUGCUGGUGGCGCACCGAGUGCCUUCCGCGGGCGUGGGCGAUGGAACUCCCGCACGUGGAACAGAGCGCUGCCCCCCAGGUCCAGGCUGGCAGUGACAUUGGCCUGGACGAGGAGGUGAAUGACGUCGGCGUCUUAAUCGAUCGCCUCUGCCUCGGGCCGUCCGCUAUGCCUGCGGCAGAGUUCGUCGGAAUUGAUGACAACCAGCCGACGUGCGCCGAGCCGGGCGAGGACCCCCUGGCGCGGGAGCCGGCGUCGGCGCAGACGGCGCAUAUGUGGGAGGCGCCUGCGGCGAUGCAAGCGGUGUACGACGAUAACAACCCAGCGACGCGCGAAGCACGUCGCACGGCACACGCCGCCUGCGAGAUGCUCAUUGGGUACGCGCGUGCGACGUGCAUCACGCCGAGGGAUCUGUGCGCGCUAUUUGACAUCCGCAACCCCCUGAUCAUCGCGCGGAUGGAGCGCGCAAGCCCGGCACUUAACCUUAACGCUACUCCGCCGCCAGCGCCGACGCACGAGGACACCCCGCAGGCAGAGACUCCACGUCGCCGCGGUCGCGUUCUGUCGGCAUGGAUGACGGUGCCGACCCCUGACUGGAUUGCCCAGUCUGCUCGCCGGCAGGAGCUUAUCGACGCUGGCGCUCCCGCCGUGAUGAGCGGCUAUCUCGCUGCGCCAGAGUGGAUGAGGCUGUGA
Closterium sp. NIES-65 is the source of this 1635-nucleotide messenger RNA. The record is from the annotation of a GenBank genome assembly. Lineage: Eukaryota; Viridiplantae; Streptophyta; Zygnematophyceae; Desmidiales; Closteriaceae.